GGACCGCCAUGAUAUCAUAGAAGACUAAGACGAACGGAAGUGAACAGUGACUAAGAACAAUUUCCGCGUUAGCGUUUUUAUUGUUAAUAUUUAGAUGUGUAUUACCACCAUGGAACUCAAAAUAUGACUUAACUGCACAGCAUCACAUACUUAACCCAUGUAGUUUUCAAUUCGCGUUGGAGACCGGACUUGGUUGAUAGAUGUUAUCUAGGUAACGCUAGCUAGCUGCUAACAAUGGCUAACUCUAACGGUAUGGUUUUUCACACUCAAAUAGCCUCCAUCAUGGAGGUGCUAGCGAAUGCAGCCGUGGCAGAGAUCUGUAAACUCGUAGACGAUGACUAUGCAGUGUUUCGUUUGGAAAUAACUCAAAGCCAGAAAGAAAACAGGUCAUUGCGGAAGAAACUACUGGAACUGAAGGUGGCACGGGAGCGCGCAGAGAGGACAGCACGAGAGCGCGUCCUCGCCAGUAGUGUCAAGAUCCUCGACCGAUACAGAGGAAUGGCAAGAGGUGAAGGACAUCUCACUGCAGGCCACAGGAGCUUUGUGAAGCCAGCGGGACACAAUACAUGGAGAGAUGACCAACCAAUCACUAUUGAUGAGGGGAGUGGAACCUCAACCCAGCAAGUUAUUGUGAUAGAGUCUGCAGAUGCAGAGACUGCAGGUCCUGGGGUCAAGCAGGAGAGGUCUGAAGGAGAGGAGAACCCACGGCACAGCAGAGACAUCCAGACUGGAGCAGCUGGAGUGCCCCCUGUAGCCACAGAGGACCCCACUACCACUGCUGCCCAGCCCAGAACCCAACGCAGCAUCACGGAGGUCAGUGGAACGCCGAACGCCGUCCUCAAGUCAGAGACAGACACCAAGACUUUAACUCUACACACAGGAUCUGACCACAGGUCAGACCCAGAGACACUGGGGCUGAGGAGACUGGGCUGUCCUCCUGCUCCCGGCUUAGAGUAUUUACCGGUAUUUCACCAAAUUCAGAAGAUGGUUAAUUCCCGUGGAGAUGGUGACACGUUAGACACUGAAGUUGAUGAUCCCUCUUGUUCUUACACUACAGAGAUGGACCCUGGCAACAUGCCCUUGGGUUUAAAGAGACAGACUGAUCAGUCGAAAUGGGACUGGAACCAGUACAGUAGUAGUGCAUGCUCUGAAGGGUGCCUAGAUAAGAAAGGAGAGGGUCUGGUCGUAGAUGAGGUGACUGUGAAAGUGGAGGGGGAUGUUCCACCCACAUGGAAUGCAGAUAGUCACCUUGGAGACGGACACUCACAGGGCAGAGAUUUCUUAGAUUACAGGGAAAGCUUAGAGAUAAAUCCAAAUGUCACCACCCACUCCCCUUUACACGCACUCAGGGAUUGCAACCUAGUGUCCACGUCGAUGGGACCUUCCGAUUCACACAGCCGCAUCCUUUUCAAUCAGGUAUUGAACUCAAACGACAGCGCUAGAGUCCAGACUCAGGGAGGGGGAGCCACAUCAGGCAAUAUUAAAGAGAAACGGUUCCUCUGCAUGUUCUGUAACAAAGGCUUCAGCUGCCUCCAGAAGGUGGAGAUCCACCAGAGGGUCCACACAGGGGAGAAACCCUUCAGCUGUACCCAGUGUGAGAAGAGGUUCUCCCGCCAGGACCACCUGAAAAGGCACCAGAGGGUCCACACAGGGGAGAAACCGUUCAGCUGUACCCAGUGUCACAUGCGCUUCGCCCAGGCUGGUCACCUGAAGAUGCACCUGAAGGUCCACACGGGAGAAAGGCAGUUUGCCUGUACACACUGUGGGAAGAGGUUCUCAGAGAGGAGCUACCUCAGGAUACACCAGCAGAAAAAACAUUCCACUCUAUAAAAUAGAAAGUUACCCUGCAUUAAAGACAAAGAUUCAUUUUCAUUGUUGUCAGCAGAAAUUUGGGAUAAUAAGAGUAACACAUUUCAGUGUUGAAUAGAAUAUUGUAUCCAGAUGUUACUUAUUUAUAUAAGCCUAAAAAGUCUGUUUCAUAUUGUUUGUGCUAUGUAGGCUAUAUGGUGUUCACAAAUUUUCCCAAGAAAUAUGUAUUCAGUUCAUCAAGUUCAUGCUGUUUUUUAGUUGAGACAUGUGUAUGUGUGGUUUUCAUAUGGUGUAUUUAACACUUGUUUGUAUAAUAAACACAAAAUGGGACUUUU
Molecule: messenger RNA, 2144 nt
Organism: Salmo salar (Atlantic salmon)
Lineage: Eukaryota; Metazoa; Chordata; Actinopteri; Salmoniformes; Salmonidae
Source: RefSeq, a predicted model, not a curated record